AUGAAGGUGCAUGUUGGACCGGUUGGUAGUGUUCAUAAUAAAGCUAGAGAAGCUGCUACAAAUUUGAUGAAUCAAAAUACACAUAUUGAAACGGCUGUGAGCAAACACUCCGAACAAGCUCGUGUGGCAUAUCGAAGAUGCUUAAUUGCUUCAAUCAAGUGCAUUAAGUUUCUAUUGAGACAAGGUCUUUCUUUCCGUGGAAAUGAUGAAAGUGCCACUUCAAGCAAUAGGGGAAAUUACUUGGAGCUAUUGCAAUUCCUUGCAGACAAUGAUGAGAAAGUUAAAGAAGUUGUGUUGGAAAAUGUUCUGGGGAAUCUCAAGUUAGUAGCUCCAAAGAUUCAAAAAGAUAUUGUCAAUGCAUGUGCCGGGGAAACACUUGAUGUUAUCAUGAGUGGUUUAAAAGAUAGAUUAUUUUCUAUAUUGGUGGAUGAAGCACGUGAUAUUUCUGUGAAGGAGCAAAUGGCUAUGGUGUUGCGUUAUGUGGACGACAAAGGGCAUGUAAUUGAAAGGUUUGUGGGGGUUCAACUUGUUACCGACACCACUUCAAGUUCACUAAAGGAUGCCAUUGACAUAUUCUUUUCUUCCAAUGGUUUGAGCUUUUCUAAGUUACGAGGACAAGCACUUGUUGCCGUAGCAAAGAAGAAUAUUGAUAUUGCCUCUUUCUUCACAACCACUAAUAGUGUGGUUAACCAUGUUGGAGCAUCUUGUAAGCGGCGUGAUGCACUUAGAGCACAACUUCAAGAAGAGCUUGUGAUAGCUUUUGAAAAUGAUUGUCUUAUAACGGGGCGAGGUUUGCAUCAAGAAACAAGUCUCAAACGUGCCGGUGACACACGAUGGAGCUCACAUUACGGUACCAUUAUUAGCAUCAUUUCUAUGUUUUCAUCUGUGAUUCAUGUGCUUCAAAUGAUUAUUGAUGAUAAUCCCAAUGAUAGUGCCGGUGAAGCAAAUAAGAUUCAAAGGGAAAUGCUUACUUUUCAGUUUGUGUUUCACCUAUUCUUAAUGAAAGCUAUAUUGGGACUCACAAAUGAUGUGUCACAAGCAUUGCAAAAGAAAGAUCAAGAAAUUGUAAAUGCAAUGGCUUUGGUGAAAUCAUGCAAAGAAAAGCUACAUUGGAUGAGGAAUAAUGGGUUUGAUGCAUUGGUUGAAGAGGUGUCUUCAUUUUGUGACAAACAUCAUAUUGAUGUUCCUAACAUGGAUGAUGCCUUCGUACUUCCAGGGAGGUCAAGGCGUAAUGCUCCAAUAAAGACAAAUCGUCAUCAUUAUCGUGUGGAGCUCUUUAUUUAUGUCAUUGAUAAGCAACUUAUGGAGUUAGAUGAUCGUUUUAAUGAGGUAAAUACUGAGUUGCUUAUUUGUUUGGCAUGUUUGAGUCCGAAUGAUUCAUUUGUAGCUUUUGAUAAACAAAAGCUACUUCGUCUUGCUCAAUUUUAUCCUCAAGACUUUUCGGAUGGGGAUCUUUUGGCACUUGAAGAUCAACUUGAACUUUAUAUUCAUUAUGUGUGUUCAAGUAGUGAUUUCUUUGACUUGCAAGGGAUUGGUGAUCUUGCAAAAAAAAUGGUGGAGACAAGGAUGCAUCGAGCAUUCAAUUAUGUGUAUUUGCUUAUUACAUUGGCUCUAGUUUUACCAGUUGCUACUGCUUCAGUUGAGAGGACAUUUUCCGUCAUGAAUAUUAUCAAAGGUCCACUUCGGAACAAAAUGGGAGAUCAAUGGUUGAGUGAUAGCUUACUUGUUUAUGUUGAGAAUGAUGUUUUUGAUUGUAUUGAAAAUGAAGCUAUAAUGCUUCGUUUUCAAAAUAUGAAACAUCGUCGUGGCCAAUUGUAA
Messenger RNA from Prunus armeniaca (apricot), 1818 nucleotides. The record is from the annotation of a GenBank genome assembly. Lineage: Eukaryota; Viridiplantae; Streptophyta; Magnoliopsida; Rosales; Rosaceae.